UGGCGGCAUGGACGGCAUGGAAUGCCGGAGUCCGGCGUGGCUUUGUUGCUCGAAGGACUAGAGCCGAAUGUUUCGGAUGUUUCCAAGGUGCGCAACGAACGUCACUAGUUCUGCAAAGCGUCGUGUGCGAGUGCCUUGCGCGUGACAGCGUCUGCAGUCGCCGGGAGACCGGCCUCAAAGCACGACGGGCUUCGUCCUGCCACAAAGUCUGAGUGCCCAAGCUGUGACUCUGGACCCGCUGGAAUUGGCCACGUUCAACCUCCUUUGCGACCUUGCCUCUGCCGUCAACUCCCCGGGGAGUCAGGAGGCGGACCACCAGGAACUGGAAUGAGCCAGCUGUCGGUGCUCGUGGGAGCUGCAGCCCCGCACAUGGCCAGGCGGCUGGAGAACAGUGCAGACAGUGACGGCAGGCAUGCCAGCCAGACACUCUUCACGGUGGCCCAGAUCCUGGAGCCCAUGGUGGUGCCCCAGGCUGAUGAUCUCUCAUUGGAUCGCAUACCUGAUUACCCAAUGGAUCAUGAAGAGGACGAAGCCCUUGACCCUCCCGCAGCUGUGGUACCCCCCGCAGCUGUGGUGCGCCCCGCAGCUGCAGUGCGCCGCGAAGCCGUGCGUCCCGCAGCAGCGGCCUCCUCUGCAUCGGCCAGGGACGACUGUGCCAGCUCCUCAGCUGUGCCCCAAGAGGUGCCUGCCCGUGGCGGAGGGCGCUUUGGUGUGCUGGAGCGCACAAUGGGCGCCGAGCAAGAUGUCCGUCUCGGAUAUUUAAGACGCGACCAGGAGAGGAAGGAGGAGGAGCACUCUUUCCGUCUCGCAUAUUUAAAAAAAGAAUUGGAGAUGAAAGUGCGGGAGCACAAGCUCCGAAUGAGGAAACUGAGGAGCGAGAAUCAGCUUUUGAUGCUCGAGACUGCUGAGAAGAAAAAAUAAAUGGGAAGAGGCGCACUCUUUCUAUACCUUU
Ixodes scapularis (black-legged tick) is the source of this 952-nucleotide messenger RNA. RefSeq lists its product as uncharacterized. The transcript is spliced from 4 exons. The record is from RefSeq and is a predicted model, not a curated record. Lineage: Eukaryota; Metazoa; Arthropoda; Arachnida; Ixodida; Ixodidae. Bases 328 to 921 code for a protein of 197 amino acids.